Zonotrichia albicollis (white-throated sparrow) is the source of this 2575-nucleotide messenger RNA. It is a transcript of the gene EIF4EBP2, whose product is annotated as eukaryotic translation initiation factor 4E binding protein 2. Gene Ontology annotation, cellular component: cytoplasm. Gene Ontology annotation, molecular function: eukaryotic initiation factor 4E binding. Gene Ontology annotation, biological process: negative regulation of translational initiation. NCBI's taxonomy places the organism in Eukaryota, Metazoa, Chordata, Aves, Passeriformes, Passerellidae. The record is from RefSeq and is a predicted model, not a curated record.
CGCUCGGCGGGGACAAAGCGCGGCGCCGAGCGGGGGCCAUGUCGUCCGCAGGCGGCCGCCAGCCCAGCCAGAGCCGGGCCAUCCCCACCCGCACCGUCACGCUCAGCGACGCCGCGCAGCUCCCCGCCGACUACUGCACCACCCCCGGCGGGACGCUCUUCUCCACCACGCCCGGAGGCACCCGGAUCAUCUACGACCGCAAGUUCCUGCUGGACCGUCGCAACUCCCCCAUGGCCAAGACCCCGCCUUGUCACCUCCCCAAUAUCCCAGGCGUCACCAGCCCCGGCGAGCCCGGCGAGGAGCCCAAAGCGGACACCAACAACUUGAACCACCAGGAGGGCAAGCCAUCCAUGGGGGACGAAGCUCAGUUCGAGAUGGAUAUCUGAGCGGGAACCACAGAGAGGCAGCGACUCCCCAGCCCUGUGCACCCCCAUUCGGCUUAGCAGGAUCCGUCCCGGCGAGGUGGAGGUGGCAGUGGUCCCCACCAGCGUCCCCUCCCCGCCCUCCUCUUCCCCCUCUUUUUUGGGGGGAGUGCGGCUCUGUCUUCUCCCCCUCUGCGGGUGAGCGGUCCCAGCAUGUGCCAGACGGAGCAUCCCUGUUCCUCCUCUUCCACCUGCCAGCAGCCUGAUCUCCACCAGGCUUCUUUCUAAAACAUCCCUUUGCCUCUUCUGCUGCCUCGUGCCCCCACAAAAUUCCCCUCUCUUGUUACCCAAGCCUCCCAUGGCCAGCAGCUUGGUGUUCUGGAGCUGUGUCACCCCCUGUGCCCCCUUCUUCUGGAAAAUCUGGGCAGCCUGUCAGGAGGAGGGGGAAACAUCACUCCUAAAAUCAUGCACCUGCUUGCACCCUGGGGAGGGCAUUUUUUGAGUUUCCCUGGGGUGUGUUGGCAUUCAGCAAAGGACAGCACUGGGACCCUGUUCCCUUCGGUGCUCCAGGGGUCCAGUGUCCCUGAUGGAAUCAGCCAGCGUGUCCACAUCUCUCCUACGUGGAUUUCUUCCAUCUUGGCCCUCCAGCCAGGGGCUGUGUCCCCCACCCACCAGCCAGGACUCACAGCAAUGUAGCCAUGUUUUAUAAAACCCCCUUGCUUUUAUUUUUGGUACUAAAAAGGAGCACCUCACCCCCAACGACUUUGUAUGGGCUGGGGCCGAGUGCCUCUGGGAAAGUGCUUUGUAGUGCUCGGAUUUUUUACCCCCCAGCCCUUUAAAAUGUGAAUCCUACAGGGGGGAGAUCCCUCUGGCACCGUUGGAUGUCUCAGGAAUCGCUGGGUGUCCCUGGGGGCUGUGGGGGCUCACCAGGCACUGCAGGGAUGGGGCGCUCUCCCCCCUCGCAGGGCGCUGCCAUCGAUGCCACCCUCAGCUCUCAGGAUGGCAUUUCUCCCAGCUGGAUCAUGCUGUCGUGGAUGAAGCAUUUCCACAUCGACCUCCCCUUUGCCAGCCUGGCAUGGCAUGGCCAUCUCGAACCUCCCCUGGAGAUGGGGUUUCUUUUUGCCCCUCUCUCCAUGUGACUCUUGCCCUGACCAGCGGCGCUGGGCACGGCUGCGUCCCCCAGUCCCACCAGCCCCCCCAGUUCUGAUUUUUUACUGUUGGGAUUUUUUACUGUUGGGAGCCAUCACCAGCUCUGCAAGCUUCUCAAGUGCCAUUUUAUCAGCCCCCACCUGAGUGCCUGCUCCAUCCAUGGUCCCUCCCUCGCUGGGGUCUCCCCACACCUCGUUACCCAUGCUGGGGAGCGGGACACCCCACAGGCUUUGUGCACUUUCCAUCCCGUAAUUUAUUUCUCUAGGUGUGUUUGGCACGGCGCUGAUGGCCAGCUCCCAUCUUCCAGCUGCUUUUCUCACAGGGAGCGGGGGCUGCCCCUCGUUUUGGGGGUGGGGGAGGCAGAAGCAAAAGCACAGCCCCAGGGGAUGGGGUUGUCUUUGCCAUCCUUGCCCUGGCGUGGGAGGUGAGGUGAGCGCGGCAGCCGUGGGCGCACGAGUGAGUGAGUGCGAGUGGCAGCGCGUGUGGGUGGGUGGGUGGUGAUGAGACACACACAAAUAUAUAUAUUAUAUAGAAAUAAAUAUAUUUUCCUUGAAGCCAAGAUCCUAGGAGGUCGGUUAGGCCCUCGGAUCGAGGGAGGGGCAGGGCAGGGGGCGAGGACAUCCUUGGCAGAGGAUGCAGGUAGCUGGCACCCUCGAGCACAGCUGCUCCUUUUGGGAAAAACCUGCUCUGCUAGCCAAAGGCAAUCAGACCAUAUCCAAGGACAAUGUGACUUAAUGGACAGGAGCCGGAGGGAAACCUUUUUUGUCUUUUUUUUUUUUUUUCUCUAAAUGUCCCCUUUCCCAACCUCCCUGUAUCUCCGUUCCCCAUCCCAGCAACUUUUCUGCGCAAAGGUUCUCUUUUGUAAGCGGGCUGGGGGCUGAGCAGGGAGGAGUGCCUGGCCUCACCGGGGUGUUCCUCUGCUAGUCAGAGUCCCUCUGCUAGUCAGGGGCUCCGUUUGGGAUUUCUGUUGUUUUGUACCGUCUCUUCAAGCAGGUGUUUGGGAGGAGAAAAGCUCUCGCCAGUGGUUGCUGUUACAGUGAGAUCAAUAAAGAUUUUGGUUCUAC